Pundamilia nyererei is the source of this 3545-nucleotide messenger RNA. RefSeq names its product putative monooxygenase p33MONOX. NCBI's taxonomy places the organism in Eukaryota, Metazoa, Chordata, Actinopteri, Cichliformes, Cichlidae. The transcript is spliced from 9 exons. Gene Ontology annotation, cellular component: cytoplasm. Bases 327 to 1268 code for a protein of 313 amino acids. The record is from RefSeq and is a predicted model, not a curated record.
GCGCGAGUACAAGAAAAGGGAACCGUCAAGGAAGCGGCUGUUAUUUAUCGAACCCAAUAAUGGCUGCUACCCAACAAGUCUGUUGUUCUCUUCGCGCGCUGGUCGACAUUGGAGGGUCAUCCAUAUUUCAAUCGUCACUUUGAAGCCGUCAUUACCUCCGUUGCUCUGCUGGCCUUGCUGCUCUCCCACAAUGCAUUGCCAGAGGCGUUUCUGUGUGUCUCACCAACCAUCAUAACAAAAUCCACCAAACCACCUAGUUUACACCAGUGCAGCAAAACGGGAAGGUCCUAUUCUGGUCUAACUUGUUCCUCAUCUUUACUCCAACCAUGUCUGGUUCUGGAGAUUUACCAGCCAUCGAGGGAUCUGGGAUGGGUGGGAUGAAGCUUCCUGUCGGAAUGACCCGGCGUGCCAUCAGCUAUGACGAUAAUCUGGAGGCCCCCAUGUCCACACCGCCUCAUGACAUCAGUAUCAACAACCUGUGGAAACGACCAAUCAUACCCGAAAGGAAGUUCACACACCUGGCUGAGGAGGAUGAGAGUGAUGCGAGUCAGUCUGCAGCGCAGGACACUGGAGCCUCUAGACCACAAGCUGUGGUGAAAACCAAGGCUUCUUCCAUCAUCAUGAAUUCUCUCAUCAACAAGCAAACUCAGGAUAGCGUGUAUAAGUUUGAGCAGACGGCAGGGCUCUCUGACACCGGCUACACACCCCACAAAGGCCUCACUGCUGAGGAAACGAGACAUCACCAUCGCGUGCCCGAAACAAUCCAGAAACUCCAGAUCCAGAGCAUGGAGGCCAAGGAAGAGCGCCAGAGCUCCUCCGCCCACUCCACUCCAUCCAACACACCACACAGCUCCCCUAAAUCACAGCGCAGAGGCUGGUUCGGCAGUUCGAGUUCAGAGCUCAGUAUUGCCUCCUCCUCCAACAGCAGUUUGGACAUGGCUGGAGUAGACGUCGGGGGAGGAGGAGGAGGUGUAGUGGAACGAUGGGGUGUCUUUGGACCUCGACCACCUGUCCAUAAGUCGACCUCUGACCUGGGAUCAGACUCCACAACUGCAGCAGGCUUUGCUCUGCAGGCGUACCGUGGCGCUCAGAAGCCGACCCCGAUGGAGGUGAUGAAGACGCAGGCUCGACUGGCCGACAGCGCUUCCAUUCAGAAGGUGUCUCCACCAACAAUGGAGAUUCCCACGGUGGAGGGUCGGCGGCAUGGAACCCGAACACACAAGCUCAAACCGAGAGAUAUGAACAUCCUGACGCCCUCCGGCUUCUGAGAACGCAGACUGCCUGACGCACAGACACCACAGGUCCCAUGAAAUGAUGACGUCCUCGUGCUUAGUUCAGUGUAUUCCAGUUCUCCUUGUUUUCUUUUUUUUAAGUCCAAAUCUUUUCAAAUGUUACCGUGUUUAGGUUAUUAACGAGGUCCGGUUACUCUUCCAAAUAUAAAUCCAACAGAUUUUGCACUGCCUAAACAAUCCUGUAUAAAUUUCUGUCGUUAAGCCAUAAUUUAACCCACCAAGUACCUACCUUGGAUCUGCAAGUGCAACACUAUUUGCCACACAGGAGUUUGAUGGAGAACGUUGUAAACAAACCUCCACUUAGUCUAAUUUAGGUGGCAGGGUGGCUGAGCUGUAAGCUAAGCACCCAAACUGACGGUCAAACAUCACAAUUUACAGACAGACCUCCUAAUCACGUUUGACCUUUAAUUACUGUAAUAAUCCGGCUUUUGUGGUUUUGGUCAGUUAAUCCAAGCUUGUGGUUUUGCCUCAAAAUAAAAGUGGACCAGUAAAUCUGACUAACUGACUGAUUAUCAUCUGACCUGCCAGAGAAGAACUCUUGCAAUCAUGUUUCAAUUUAGAUCUUUUUUUUUUUUCCCCCACGUUAUCCAAAGGCUUAAACGUCUCUGACCUGAAAUUAUGCUGGUAAUGACUUUUCCCAUUCCUCCAUAGAUUUGGGGGCGAGCAGCUUUAUGUAAAUAUUUUUGAAAUAUCAACUGUGGAACUUAAACUAUUUCAUGGGACCUUUUAACAGCAGCUCUAACCACUUAAGAUAACCACUGUGCUGUCCACCAUCUUUCCCAUUUAAAAACAAACAUGGUAUAUACAUUUGAAAAACAAAAAAGAAAACCGUGAUGCAUAUUCAGUGUUUCUUGGAUGUAAAAUCAAACGCAUUGACCAACCAGGUCAGCAUGAAUCACCCCACAAUGAAGUGAAGAGCUUAUGUUGGUGAAGCUGAAGCUGAAACUGAAGAUGGUUGCGAUCCAAGUUUAUAAGUAUCAUAUACUAACGCACUUUAUCCUCAUCAUAACUUCUAACUCAACCCCAGACCCUCUGCUGUCACGCAGCCCUCCAGGGUAACGAUGCUAAAGCUUCCUCUGAUAUGUUCUGCCUGUCACUAAAAUAUUUUUCUUCCAUUUUGGGAUGAAUAAAUAAUAAAUUUCUCGGGUGCAGUUCAGUAUCAGACAAAAUAAACAGACAACGAUUCUCUAAUUAUAUUGUAACAAGUUUUGUCUCAGGAAAAUUGUCAGGCUCCUCCUCGAACGUUCCAGUUAUUUCUUUUGCAGAAAAUGGUUUUUGUUUUGUUUUGUGGGAUAUUUAAUGUAUAGAUUGAAGUUUGCUUGUUUUUUUUUCCACUUCCUCUUUUGCAAAAGAUUUUAUUCCCUUUUUGGGUAUGAGAAAAAACUAUCUUAGUAAAUUUAGGAAGAAAAGCUAAACGAUGGGAAGAAUUCCUGUUUGUAGUUAGUGCUUAUUAGCUGAUGUGUGCCCAGUGAGCAUCCUGCAGAAACCUUCACCGAUGCUCUUUCUGCUUUUGGCAGUUUUUUUUGUUGGGGGGUGUUCUCCCCAGUUGCAACAGUGUGCAAACAAAUGUUCUUCAUCUCUAAAAGGCCUUAAUAUACAAGGAAGUAAAUGUAAUGCAAGGUUUUAUUUUACUUCUCUUAGUGGUCCUACAAUGCUAGCUUACUGGUAAUUAUCGAUGUUAUAUGCAAAGUCUCUGCAGGAUGAUGCAUGCUACGCUUCUUAGAAAAUACUGGGCGCUGUAGUUCCACCGCUAAAUGAAAAGGUAGAUCCUGGUUGGAGUUACUGAUGAUGCACUCUUGUUAUGAAGUGGAAACGGUCCCUUUGUUGGGAAUAGAUUUGGCGUGUUUUGUAACACAGCAGUGGACGAUUUCAUGAAGUGGAAAGUUCAAAGUCCAUGUCAUCUGCCACCUGUAACUCUGCUGUGGUGUUUAGUCACAUGUUGUUUCCUUUUGGUCCUGUGUGAACAACCCUGGACACAAAAGCAAACGCCACACUGUUGUUAGAUGUGUAGCUAUUUUUUUUGUUUUUUUGCUGUUAUUUUUAUGUUCACAAGUGCUUUGUGUUUAAAGUGUGACCCUUUGAAUCUUCCUCCAGACCGAAGCAUCAGAACCGAACCUCCUCUGUAUGUACGUGUGACUCUGUAGUAGUGACUGAAGUAAUGUUUGUUUGGUUUUUUGUUUUGUUUUUUACCAAUUAAUGGUUCAAAGAAGUUUUCCUGGAUUUCCUGAAUAAAUGUUACACUCUCAUCAGCCA